AUGCGGCGUAUCGAGCUGAUCAGCCUCCACAUGGAUGAAGCCAACUACGUGUACUCGUUUCUUCGGUCUACAUACCCGAAGCUCUGUACCGUGUUCCAAGCGAAUUGGAAGAAGAUCGUUGAACGCUACAGCUUUGAGGACCCCGCGCUACCACACGCCAGCUUUUUGGAGAACACGGGAGGCCGCAGAUAUGCCCCGCUCUGCUUUACACAAGUUGGUCUCCCUUUCAUUCGGCUAAUGUACUUGCUGGGCAGCAAGUUCAAAAAGGUAAUUUACGAGGCUCCAUUCAAAGAAGCACUAAACGGCGUGGACGCCCUCACCUCCAAGUGGAUCGCUGAAGCGAAAGGGAAUGAAAAUCCGCUCGACUCGGCAUUAUGCUUUAGGAUCAUGAGGGAAGAAGUGGCGCGGCUGAAUAAAAUGGUUCGACGUGGUGAUCGCAACAUCCAACUGGGUAGUGAACUGAAAGCAAAACCGCAGCAGAAAUCGGCUUCAAACUCAACGAUGGACGAAUUUUGGGAUAUGGUCGAGGUUGGGAUUCCUGGAAAAGUCGAACUGGCAGAUGGACGCGUUGGACCGCGCUACGACAACGAUCGCAGGGACAUCAGCGGUAUCCAGCUAUUGCCUACAAGUGACGAGUGCUUUCGCGCCUGCCGACAUUGGUACCGGGAAAUUUGCCAUUCCACAAAAAUGCUCACUGGUUACCCCCAGGACCUGAGCGUUGGGUGGAUACGCACUUUCGGCUGUAUCGAGAAGAUUCGCGAUAAUUUCGUUGGUGGGCGCGUGCGCGACGCCAAUGUGGACUACAACGUCUACCCGAUCGUCCAGACUUUCACGGCACUGAUGCAUUCAGUGAAACCAGCGGAACAGCUCGGACUCUGCAUCACAGUGCGGUUCCCACAGCCAGAGCUGACCGGGAAGGAUGAUAGAAACCUCGCCAAGGCGGACAGCGUUGAUACACGCCGAGACAUAUGGAGCAAGCCCGGCCGGUUACCGUUCAACGCGAUGGUGGCUCUUGUUGUGUACGCCGAGAGCAAGCUGCAGGUGGUGUUUUGCAAGAUUAUUGUUCGUGACCUUGAUCGCCUUGUCGGCACCACAGCGGAGGUCACUCUCCAACCGUACGAGUCCCGCGACUUCGUGGCUCUAGAUCGCUGGCAAUCCACGGCAUUUUUACACCGAAACCAAGAUGGCAGCUACCCGGUGAUGUUCCUGGUGGAGUUUAACAAAGUUCUUUACGCCGCGUACGAGCCUAUACUACGCGCGCUGCAAAGUAUUCGACCGGAGACGCUCCCGCUUUUGGAAUAUCUGGCGCCGGAGACUCCACCGGCGGUGGGCGAGGCGUCGAUGGAGCCACCUCGGUACUGUUUGAAGUCUGGGUUUACGUUUGACUUGCUUCCUAUCAUUCAAAGCUACCCUCAAGGGGUUGGUGGGGAACCACAGCAACUGCGUCUGCGACCACUGCGUGAGGAGUCUCGUCAGAGCUGCGAACGUGCUUUGAGCCAGUAUUCGACACUGGAAGGGGACCAAGCCAAAGCGUUAGUUCGAGCAUUGAGCAGCCGUGUGGCUUGCAUUCAAGGCCUCCCAGGCACGGGGAAAUCUUUCAUCGGGUCGCUCCUUACUCGAAUUGUUCUCAAGGCGAAAGUGUCGCCCGUGUUGAUUGUGUGCUACACCAACCACGCGCUGGAUCAGUUCUUGUGCCAUCUCCUUGACGUCGGGGUUACGAGUCUCGUGCGGAUCGGGGCGCAGUGUAAAGAGAAGCGACUGACCAAGUACAAUUUGACCAACGUCCGCCAAUUCACGCCUCGAUACGAGCUCAAACGGCUGUACGCUACUUUAGAUACACAUGCUAGUGCGAUUGCCAAUGCGUUGACAGAGAUGAGCGCCGACGUGAACAAGCCGACGUGGGAGUGCAUUAAGGGGUUUCUUGCCAACAACCACCCGGAUGAGUACGACUACUUCGAGGAGCGAAGCUUCGAUCUGUUUGGUACUCGUAGAGGGUGGCGAGUUGCAGGUUGCGGCGACAUUCUGGAGUAUUGGAUCCGAGGUCGCGACGGUGCCAGUCACCAGCGUCGUGGGUCGAGGCCACCGAGAUCGGACGUUUGGACGUGGAACGUGCCCAAACGCCGAGCUGUUCUCACGGAAUGGGUCAAAGUGAUGCGGUUCAAUGCGGUGGAAGAGCUUGCACGUGCUCAAAAAGCCUACACUGACACCGUGAAGAAGAUUGAAGCUGUCAAGGAGGAGGCAGAUGUGGACGUGCUUAAACGCAUGCAAAUUAUCGGAAUGACAACCACCGGCGUGGCCAAGUAUCAGCAGAAAAUCGCGGCGGUGGCGCCCCCAGUCGUGAUUUGCGAAGAAGCAGGUGAAGUCCUGGAGGCGCAACUCAUGGCGUGCCUAACCCCCGCGUGCCAGCACCUCGUGCUUAUCGGGGACCACAAACAAUUGCGCCCGCACAUCACCGAGUACAACCUCAGCGUGGAAAGCGCCAUCGGCAAGCGGUAUGCGCUUGAUGUAUCACUUUUUGAGCGUUUGGUGGCCCCAAGCUCAGGACUACCGUUCUGGAUGCUGACAGAGCAGCACCGCAUGCGUCCGCAGAUUUCGGAGUUGUUGCGAAUAUUAUUUUAUCCGGAAGUCCGCGAUGCGCGCGAGACGUUGGAGUACCCACCGCUUCACGGUGCUCACGACUCCUUGACGCGCUACCAUUCGAAUGAGUACGAAGUGGCGUACCUUGUCGCAACGCUCAAGUAUCUGCUGCUACAGGGUUACAACCCCGGCGACAUCGCAAUCGUCACUCCUUAUGGUGAAGAAGCAACCGUCAUUCUGGCCAGCUUGGUGCGCAGCAGUACGAACGUCCAUGACCGUGGAACCAUCGGCUUUCUCAAGACGCCGAAUCGGAUCAACGUGCUUCUUUCCCGGGCGAAGCAUGGGCUGAUCCUUGUGGGGCACGGAGAAUUACUCCGUGCCAAGUCACCGCUGUGGCAACGAGUACUCGACCAAUUGCAGAGUGAUGGCUGUUACGGCAAUGGCCUACCGCUUCACUGUCAACGACAUCCUGACUACCAGCGUGUCGCCACAAAACCAGAUUCAUUCGCGCUGUUGGCUCCUGAUGGAGGUUGUCUACGUCCGUGCGGACGACGGCUUCCACGUUGCGGCCACGCCUGCCCGAAGUUGUGUCAUGUCGACCAACCAUCCCACAAAGCUGUCUACUGCACCCAACCGUGCCCACGACUACAGGAGGGAUGUGGCCAUGUAUGCCCUGGAGUUUGCGGGGAUCCGUGUGGUCGAUGUGAGGUGCUGGUUGGCUCGAUCACGUUGCUCUGUGGGCACACGUACAGCAACGCGCGAUGCUUUGAGGCCAAGAAGCCAUCCGAUGUGAGAUGCAAUGUGGUGGUUGAGAAGCUCAUAUCCGUCUGUGGACACAAGCAGAGUGGCGCCUCCUACAUCACUGACGUCAAGUGCACGCGAAAGUGUGGGGCAAUACUCCCCUGCGGCCACCCGUGCUCCGGCUAUACCGCACAGCAUCAGCUCUUCCGUGUCGCUGUAGUUGUGGUAGCCUGUUUGACAUCCACGCUGCUCGCGAGGAGCGAAGAUAGUAGAUUAGCAUCUCGGUUUGUCAGAGAACGAGAGGCGAGCAGCGGAGACGUACCGCCAUCGGCUUGA
Phytophthora sojae is the source of this 3654-nucleotide messenger RNA. RefSeq lists its product as hypothetical. Gene Ontology annotation, cellular component: nuclear RNA-directed RNA polymerase complex. Gene Ontology annotation, molecular function: helicase activity. Gene Ontology annotation, biological process: regulatory ncRNA-mediated heterochromatin formation. Lineage: Eukaryota; Oomycota; Peronosporomycetes; Peronosporales; Peronosporaceae. The coding region runs from base 1 to 3654 and encodes 1217 amino acids. The record is from RefSeq and is a predicted model, not a curated record. The transcript is spliced from 4 exons.